AUGAUUCCUGUUUGGCCUUGGGUGGCUUUUCUGAAUAAUCCUGUACGAUUUUGGAUUUAUUAUGGUUUUGUUAUUGGUGGCUUUGUAUUCGCUCUCAUUACAUUAAUAACACAGUUGAUUAAACCUGCUCCUUAUGGACGUUUCGGCAAUAACGAUAAUAAUCCCAACAAUUGGGGACCCGUUAUUCCACAACGAUUAGGCCAUACCAUAUCCGAUGCUUUACCAUGUGUAGUUGAAUUUCUACUGGUGUAUUUUCUGUACGGAAGAAACCAAUACCAUUAUACCAAUCUUGUCUUCAUGAUAUUAUGGCAAUUACAUUACAUUCAUAGAGGCCUAAUACACCCAUGGAUAAUGCGUUAUAGCUCCAAAACUACCCCGUUAGGCGACCCUAGAUUUAUUAUUGGUAUCCUACUAUUUAUCAUUGGAUUUAUUAUAAAUCGUUAUGCUGAUCUUAAGCUAAGAAAUUUACGUCGAGAAAAUCAAGGAUACGUUAUUCCUAGUGGAGGAUUAUUUAAUUACAUAUCGUGCCCAAAUUAUUUUGGAGAAAUGAUUGAAUGGAUGGGCUGGGCCGUCGGGACAUUUUCAUUAGGAGGUUUAGCUUGGUUCUGUUUCUGCUGUGCAACAUUCAUCCCUAGAGCGAGACAUAAUCACCGAUGGUACAAAGAACGAUUUGCUGAUUAUCCAUCCCAAAGGAAAGCCUUAAUUCCUUUCAUAUAUUAG
Trichoplax adhaerens is the source of this 720-nucleotide messenger RNA. RefSeq lists its product as uncharacterized. Gene Ontology annotation, molecular function: oxidoreductase activity, acting on the CH-CH group of donors. The record is from RefSeq and is a predicted model, not a curated record. The transcript has 7 exons. Gene Ontology annotation, biological process: lipid metabolic process. Lineage: Eukaryota; Metazoa; Placozoa; Uniplacotomia; Trichoplacea; Trichoplacidae. The coding region runs from base 1 to 720 and encodes 239 amino acids.